Acanthamoeba castellanii str. Neff is the source of this 639-nucleotide messenger RNA. RefSeq lists its product as uncharacterized. The record is from RefSeq and is a predicted model, not a curated record. Gene Ontology annotation, molecular function: ferrous iron binding; oxidative RNA demethylase activity; broad specificity oxidative DNA demethylase activity. The transcript is spliced from 2 exons. Gene Ontology annotation, cellular component: cytoplasm; nucleus. Bases 1 to 639 code for a protein of 212 amino acids. Lineage: Eukaryota; Discosea; Longamoebia; Acanthamoebidae. Gene Ontology annotation, biological process: oxidative RNA demethylation.
AUGUGCAUCGAACACUGUACGGGCCAAGUCGAAGGCGUGCACUCUUUCUACGAUGGCGAGGUCAGCCGCGAGCUGGGCUACUUCGAUCCCGCCAUCUCGCCAGCCUCUUCCUCUACGUCCGCUGCGUCAUCGUCAUCCUCUACACCAGCCGCCUCAGCUACGCCCGCCAAGAAGCUCAACCUGGUGAACAAGGCGCGCAUCAACGUGCCGAUCGCCCUGCACCCGCCGCAGUUCACGGCCGUGGCGCAGGAGCUGGUGCGCAUCGCCCACGAGCGCUGCGCGUCGGUUCCGUGCCUCGACGAGCCCAACACGUGCCGCAUCAACUACUACACUAACAGCGGCAAGAUCGGGUGGCACUACGAUCGCGUGCCGAGCCUGUCCAAGGAGGAGCAGAGGACCGUGACCGACCCCGUCAUCUCCAUGUCCUUCGGCAACAGCGCUGAGUUCCAGUACAAGCAGCGCAUGGACGACCCGGAGGAGAGCGUCAUCCUCGAGUCGGGCGACGUAAUCAUCUUCGGCGGGCCUGCUCGCAUGAUCUACCACAUGGUGCCGCGCGUCAUCAAGAACACCACUCCCAAGGGACUGGACCUGCGACAGUUCGGCCCGGGCAGGUUCAACGUGGGCUACUACUACAACUGA